AUGGAUAAUUUCUAAUAAUCAAGGUUAUGUUUUUGUUGGAUGUUAAAAAGGUUUAGUCCAUAUUUAAUUUCUUAUGAAUAGAUUAUUUCAUAAUUUAGUGAUAUUGUGUAUUUUCCUAAUGUGAAUUCACAAUUACAAAAAACAGGAAGACUUAAAGUAUUUGCGGUGGAGACUAACUAAAUAACACUGUUUACGUUAGUAAUAACAGUAUCAAGUUGGACUAUAAAGUAAACCUAGUAAAGCAUUUUAGAUAAAAAUUAUUUUAGUUAUUCAAAAUAAAUGAAUAUUACUGAUGUCACUUUUGCAGAAUACACAGAAGAUAACUUAUAAUUCUAUCAAAUUAUACUAACCGAAUUCAAUCAUGGAAUAUUUUGGUUAGAUGCAUUUGUGAAAAUAAUCUUUUAACUCCGUAUCGCAGUGGUAAUGCAUUAGUUGAUCCCUCGCCUUAUUAUUACAUAUCGAAAUAAUCUACAGUUAUUUAUUCAACUACUCAAAAUUUAUCAAUUAUUUCAUUACAAAAUGACUGUUAAUUCUGUUGUUUCAACAACUCUAGAACAACGCUAUUAAUAUGUAGGAUAUUAGAAUUUUUCUACUUGGGGAUAAAGUAUUUCAUUUAGAAACAUAACACCAGUUGAUAAUUUAACAUCUUUGCCAUAAAUUCAUUCAGUAUUAUAUUUUAACACUGGGAAUCGAAUAGUUCAUACUAUUGAUUAGAAUAAACUACAAAGUUGUGACCUAUACAACUAUAAAUUAUCAAUAGAAUGA
Messenger RNA from Paramecium tetraurelia, 765 nucleotides. RefSeq lists its product as uncharacterized. Lineage: Eukaryota; Ciliophora; Oligohymenophorea; Peniculida; Parameciidae. The transcript has 2 exons. The record is from RefSeq and is a predicted model, not a curated record.